Sorghum bicolor (sorghum) is the source of this 2334-nucleotide messenger RNA. RefSeq names its product pentatricopeptide repeat-containing protein At3g53170. Gene Ontology annotation, molecular function: protein binding; mRNA binding. The record is from RefSeq and is a predicted model, not a curated record. Bases 173 to 1633 code for a protein of 486 amino acids. NCBI's taxonomy places the organism in Eukaryota, Viridiplantae, Streptophyta, Magnoliopsida, Poales, Poaceae. The transcript is spliced from 3 exons.
AUUUGAUGCCCAAACCAAACAAGUACGGAGAGUUAACAUUUUGCGCGUAGAGCUUCGAUCUGACGGCACACAUCUCUCCGGCGUCCAGCAAAUCCACGGUCCUGCUGAAUUUGGCGUCGCGCCGGCGUCCGACCCUUAUCGCCGUUUCGUUCGCGCACGUCAAGCUAGCGCCAUGAUGAACCUGCAGACGCCGCUCCCGCCCACCAGCUCGCCGGCCCCGGCUCCCCGCGCCAGCCGUGCGCCUGUCGUGCCUGCUGCCCGACGCGGCACCGGCCGCCGGCGUCAGCGGCGGAAACCGUCUUCGUCCCCGUCCACCCGCGUCGGCGAGGCCGAGCACGAGCAGCCGGACGCCCUCGCCCGCAUCCUCCGCACCGAGGCCGCCGUCUCGGGCGUCUCCCGCAAGGCCGCGGCCGCGCGGCAGCAGUCCACAAACCUCUGGCCCCGCGCCGUCCUCGAGGCCCUCGACUCCGCCGUCGCCGCAUGCCGCUGGGAGUCUGCCCUCGAGAUCUUCGAGCUGCUGCGGAAGCAGCACUGGUACGAGCCGAGGUCGCAGACCUACGCGCGGCUGCUGAUGAUGCUCGGCAAGUGCCGGCAGCCCGGUCCCGCCGCCGCCCUCUUCAAGGCGAUGCUCUCGGAGCGGCUCCGGCCGACGGCGGACGUGUACACGGCGCUCGUCGGCGCGUACGGCUACAGCGGCUUGCUGGACGAGGCGCUGGCUGCCGUCGAGCAGAUGAAAGGCGCCGCCGACUGCAAGCCGGACGGGUACACCUUCUCCGUCCUCAUCAAUUGCUGCGCCAAGUCGCGCCGCUUCGAUCUGAUCCCUGCUGUUCUCGACGAGAUGUCAUACCUGGGGAUCGAGUGCAAUUCGGUUAUCCACAACGCGAUAAUUGAUGGGUACGGCAAGGCUGCCAUGUUUGAGGAGAUGGAGGGUGCGCUCUCCGCCAUGCUUGAGAGUGGGAGCAAUGUGCCGGACAUUUACACCAUGAACUCUGUCAUCGGGGCAUAUGGCAACCAUGGAAGAACAGAUGAAAUGGAGAAGAGUUACAGUGAGUUUCAGCUGAUGGGUGUUGAACCAGAUACCAAGACGUUCAACAUCAUGAUCAAGUCCUACGGUAAGGCUGGCAUGUAUGACAAGAUGAUGUCGAUAUUCAGAUACAUGAAGAAACGGUUCUUCUCACCGACUGCGGUUACCUUCAACACAGUGAUAGAGUGUUUUGGACGUGCUGGAAACAUAGAAAAGAUGGAGUACUAUUUCCGGCUUAUGAAGAUUCAGGGUGUCAAACCCAACCCCAUCACCUACUGCUCGCUAGUUAACGGGUACAGUAAAGCUGGGCUACUUGACAAGGUUCCAGGGAUUAUUCGACAGACCGAGAACACCAAUGUUGUCUUAGAUACUCCAUUCUUCAACUGUGUGAUAAGCGCAUAUGCGAAGUCUGGAGAUAUCAAAAUCAUGGAGGAGAUGCUGCAGCUUAUGAAGGAGAAGAAAUGCAAGCCUGACAAAAUAACUUAUGCCACCAUGAUUCAGGCGUACACUGCACAGGGGAUGGAUGAAGCUGCUAGAUUGCUGGAGAUGGAAGCUGAAAGAUUUGAUAAAAGGUUGCUGGGACCAGUUUCUGAGGUUGAUGGCGAAUAAUGCAUACAAUAACUCCUCUGUGGACUAGUACUAAUCCAAGGAUGGAGAAAGAUGUUGCGGUGCAAGAGGUGCUAUGGGAGAACAUAGCUGGGAAUCCACAACAGGAUCUGACCAAAAGGGUCGUGCCAAUUGGAUGCAGUCAUGCAGACGGCAAUGAAACCAGAAGUCCAAAACCCUUUCUAAAUUCCUGUCCUGAUAAUUAGUUCUUUGGUCAGAUAAUCCAUCUGUUUGGGGCUCAUAUUUAGGGUCGCCGAAUUCGGUCACUAUGUUGUCAGUUGUCACCAAGGCGACACAUGCCGCUGUGCUGAUCGCCCGACUCUUCUCGACAUAUUGGCAUAUUGCAAGUUGUAGCAGCUUCCAAGUGGGACUGACGAGGCUGGGGAUCCUGAGAGCCUGAAGCGGCAUGGAUGACACUCAGAUCAUGAAUAAAUCGCGGAGGAGGCACUCGCAGGUCACGGGAGUUGCGUUGCAGACUUCGGUUGCUGAUGAAGUGGUAAAACCGUAAAACCCUGCAAGGAUCUCAGUUUGGAGUCAUCACAUUUGUCCAUACUCACUGAAGGUGCUGAUGAAGUGGUAAAACCCUGCAAAAUGUAGUGUGCGCACAACCUUAUGCGCUUUCAGCUUCAUCAGGCUGUAAAAAAAAGGAUGCAUUCUUGUACGUUGUUGAUCCAUUAUGUAUUCAGAUUUGUUUUUCACGUUUA